CGUCUCCGCUCGCCUCUCUCCUCCUCAGCCUUGCCUGCCUGUCAGAAAGGUGCUCCAGUGUUGGAGGCUAGGCUACCGUCCUCCCGGACCCCCGCACCAGAGCCAGCAGCCGUCGCACCCCCAAGGCUCGGGCUCCCCUCACACGGCCCCAACGAUGGCAACCACCGCUACUUCCACCAGGUUCACCGACGAGUACCAGCUGUACGAGGAGCUCGGGAAGGGAGCUUUUUCAGUAGUGCGUAGGUGUGUAAAGAAGUCAUCAGGACAGGAAUAUGCUGCAAAAAUCAUCAACACUAAGAAGCUGUCUGCAAGAGACCAUCAGAAGCUUGAGAGAGAGGCUCGUAUCUGCCGCCUUCUGAAACACCCCAAUAUUGUGAGACUUCAUGACAGCAUUUCAGAGGAAGGCUUUCAUUACCUAGUCUUUGACCUGGUGACUGGAGGAGAGCUUUUCGAAGAUAUUGUAGCCAGGGAGUACUACAGUGAAGCUGAUGCCAGCCAUUGCAUUAGUCAGAUCUUGGAGAGUGUCAAUCAUAUCCACCAGCAUGAUAUUGUGCACAGAGAUCUCAAGCCUGAGAACCUGUUGUUGGCCAGUAAGAUGAAGGGUGCUGCAGUGAAGCUGGCAGACUUUGGCCUUGCUAUUGAAGUGCAGGGAGACCAGCAGGCUUGGUUUGGGUUUGCGGGCACCCCUGGCUAUCUUUCUCCAGAAGUCCUGAGGAAGGACCCUUACGGCAAACCUGUCGACAUAUGGGCUUGUGGUGUUAUUCUCUAUAUCUUGUUAGUGGGAUAUCCUCCAUUCUGGGAUGAAGAUCAACACAAACUCUAUCAGCAGAUCAAAGCUGGGGCAUACGAUUUCCCAUCCCCUGAGUGGGACACGGUGACUCCAGAGGCAAAAAAUCUGAUCAAUCAAAUGUUGACCAUCAACCCGGCCAAGAGGAUCACCGCCGAACAGGCCCUCAAACACCCAUGGGUCUGCCACCGCUCUACAGUGGCGUCCAUGAUGCACAGACAGGAAACUGUCGAGUGUCUCCGCAAGUUCAAUGCUCGCCGAAAACUUAAGGGAGCCAUUCUCACCACCAUGCUGGUGUCCAGAAACUUCUCAGUGGGCCGGCAGCAUACCAACUCUGCUGCUGCCGCCUCCUCCACGGCCUCACUGGCUCAGGAAGCAUGCAAAAGUUUACUCAACAAGAAGUCUGAUUCUGCUAAGCCUUCUACCAACAACAGUAAGAACAGUAUAGUGAGCGCCAUCAAUGCCCUGAAAGACACCAACAUGGCAACCAACGCCCAGAUGGAGUCUCAGAGCACAGUGGUGCACAACCCUCCCGAUGGAGUCAAGGGAUCAACAGAGAGCAACGCCACCAAUGACGAGGAGGAAAUGAAAGGUAGGAAAGCGGACAGUUCGGUGCUGAGUCAGAGCAGCGCCACAGAGGAGAUGCCCCCACUUCUGCCCUCACCUCAAAGCUCACCUGCCAUUCCACCGCAUGACGUAAAGCGCAUGGCAUGGAACAGCACGGGCAACAGCUCCUGUCCCGACUCUGAGCUCUCGCAGUCCUCCAUGCCUGCUGCUCCACUAGGGAGCAACACUGUCGCUGCUAAAAGCAACACUAAGCAGACCCGUAAACAGGAGAUCAUUAAGAUAACGGAGCAGCUGAUUGAGGCCAUCAACAAUGGAGAUUUUGAAGCCUACACUAGGAUUUGUGAUCCCGGACUCACCUCUUUUGAACCCGAGGCUCUGGGGAAUCUGGUGGAGGGCAUGGACUUUCACAAGUUCUACUUCGAAAACUUGCUCAGCAAGAACAGCAAGCCCGUGCACACCACCCUGCUCAACCCACACGUGCACCUGAUCGGCGAGGACGCCGCGUGCAUCGCCUACAUCCGGCUCACGCAGUUUGUGGACUCCACAGGCCGCCCUCGCUCCAGCCAAUCAGAAGAGACCAGGGUGUGGCAUCGUCGCAAUGGCAAGUGGCUCAAUGUCCACUUCCACUGCUCAGGAGCUCCUGCUGCACCACUACAGUGAUCAGUGGCCCUGAGCCUCCAGUCAGCUGGAGUGUUUGUUUUGGGGGGCAGUGUUUUAUCAGCGAGCGUGUUUAAGAGGCUCGUCCUCUCCGUGGAUCGCGUGGAGCCCGGCCGGGCGAGAUCGCACACCUUUCCACGAUACCAACCAAUCCUGUCCCUCCUUUAACCUGCUGGGGGCCGGCUGAACACAAGACACCGCCCCCAUGGGAUGAUGCAUGCAUCUGGCGCCUGAUCGGAGGGCGCAUCUUUGCCCUCUAUCCCUCCCCUGGCAGCCAUCUUUUUUCUGCCCGUGCGAGAUGAGACGUCCUGGGGAGGAGAGGAUUUACAGUUGAACUUGUGACAGUUUAUGAGUAUGAGUUAUGAAUAUACUGUGUAAAUUAUGACUAGAUGUACCAGAAACCACCAAAACCCAACCAAGCAUUUAUAUUCACUGUCUUAUAAGGGAGGAACAGAGUGAGGUUAGCAGCUGAGAUUUCAGACACUCUUUUGACAUUCUAGGGAUCACUGGGUGUAAAGUGCAGAUUACCCAGAGGUUGAUGAUAAGAUGUAGGGAGGUUUCCCCCCAACAGAUUAGUAGACGGGGGGGGAAAAGUCAAGUCUGCUCAGUCAGAGAACUUGAUGACGAGAGAAACUUGAUAUCAAAAACAUGAAGCACCAAAGUGUAGAACUUUAGGCUUUUUGUGUUUGUGUUUUCGUUUGUGUGCUUGUUUUCCGACAGAAUGGAACAUUGUGUUGUCGUAGGUUGGGGUGGGCAUCUGAUUUCAGGUCACGCGUUUCCUUGUCUUUGCGUUCCUGUGAACAACCGGAGCCUUUGUGUUUUUCUUUUAGUCUAAAUGAUCCUAUAGUGGAGGCUCCUUUUUUUUUUUUAAUGCAACUACAUUUUUUUUUUUUUUAGGAAGAGGGAUUUUAAGUUUAACCCGUUGUGCUGUGAGCACUGGAGGGGGCAGCGGGCCAGGAAGGCGUUUAGCAUGUUUGCCCGCCACCUCUCCCUCAUUUCUCUGUUAAACCGUUUCCUCGUUUUACCCUCCGUCCUGCUCCUUUUAAUCUGCUUUUACAAGGGCCUGGUUUGUUUAUAAUCACUGUGUAAAUACAGUGUAUGUAUAGAUAUAUGUAGAAAAUUGUAAUAUAUGUACAUGUAUCUAAGAGACACUCAUCCUGUGCAUCUGGACAUGGGAACCAUCCCAUGACCUCUGUGAUCCCAAACCUAGUUUAGGUGCAUUUUUCCUUCACCGGCUCCAAUUAGCUGUAAUUCCCCAUAAUAUAUCGAUAGCUCUUGAGCAUUCACGAUACACACACCCAGCUGUGUAGGCUACCAGCUCUACUACCAUGGCCGUAAGACUGUUUUUGAAGAUGGGAAAUACGUGAAACGGUAGAAAUAGUUUGAGCACUCUGCCCAGCAGCUGAGUUUUUAAAUACGAAGACCUUCAUCAUAGUGUCCUUAUCUCCGGAUCCCACAGUGCUGUGAGCUGUGUCUUCAUAUCACACACACACACACACACACACGCCUCGUGGUGUGUUUAGGCUCUGUAUCAUAUCUGCACCACCGCUGUGUGACCACGGCGCCACCCUCGCUGUGCUGCUUAAUUGUCUCCAUCCAUCCACGGCAGUUGUAUCUUAAACCCCCCUCGGAUAUCUCCGCCCGCGUGUCGAGCCCCUACUCUUGAGAUGUUGAUUUGUACCCCUCUGUUGUUCGUUUGUUUGUUCUUGUGUUACUGGUUAGAGUUUCCGUUGUCGCUGUUGCUGUUAACUUGUCGUUUGGUAAUUUGUCAAUCUGCCAAGCUGGAGUUCUGCACUCUCCCUCCCACACCAAGGGAAGACGGGAGGAAGUAAAGACGACAAAAACUUACAGAUCGGACGAUCGUGGACUGAUCACUUUUAAAUGAAUUAAUAAUGUAAUCUACCCUUGGUGGUUUUAAAUCGUGCCUGCUCAGUUGAAAGAAGUUGUGAAAGCCAGAGAGAGAGUUUGUGGGUGUGCAGGUUUGGUGACCUACACUGUUUAACCAGAGCGGGAGACCUAGUUAUAUGCAUGUUUCAGUUACGCAUUUCUACCAUGUACCUACCUGAAUAAGGAUGGAGACUAGUGUUAAUAUAUAUUUGCAUCUUUUGAAAUAAGAAUUUCCUCCAUCCAGAAUGUUGAAUAGGUGACAUGAAAAUAUUUUAAAAAAGCAAAAUUAAAAAAAAAAAAAAAAAAAAAAGGAUUCAGGAGCCGUAGCUUGGUAUGAGGCCCUCGAUGUUAGCGUUUACCCUGCGUUGUAAUGAUAUACUAUUGGGCUGCGCUUUCUCCCCCAGCCUUCACAUGGAUGCUGGAGUUUUUUUGCAUGAUCAUAAUGUACAAUGAAAUACAACCAUGAAUUGACGACUAUCAAGUGUUUGUCUGAGUGUUAGUUGGUCUUCAUCAUAGCUUUGUUAUUAUUCAAACUUGGAUCUUGAAAGUAUUUAAUAAAAAUACUAUUUCAGCACUG
Messenger RNA from Betta splendens (Siamese fighting fish), 4475 nucleotides. Its product is annotated as calcium/calmodulin-dependent protein kinase type II subunit gamma-like. NCBI's taxonomy places the organism in Eukaryota, Metazoa, Chordata, Actinopteri, Anabantiformes, Osphronemidae. Gene Ontology annotation, molecular function: ATP binding; calmodulin binding; calcium/calmodulin-dependent protein kinase activity. Gene Ontology annotation, biological process: protein phosphorylation. The transcript is spliced from 23 exons. Gene Ontology annotation, cellular component: neuron projection; cytoplasm. Bases 155 to 2014 code for a protein of 619 amino acids. The record is from RefSeq and is a predicted model, not a curated record.